This is a messenger RNA of Toxotes jaculatrix (banded archerfish), 1065 nucleotides long. RefSeq names its product melatonin receptor type 1B-B-like. Gene Ontology annotation, molecular function: melatonin receptor activity. The record is from RefSeq and is a predicted model, not a curated record. The transcript has 3 exons. Gene Ontology annotation, biological process: G protein-coupled receptor signaling pathway. NCBI's taxonomy places the organism in Eukaryota, Metazoa, Chordata, Actinopteri, Toxotidae. Gene Ontology annotation, cellular component: membrane. The coding region runs from base 1 to 1065 and encodes 354 amino acids.
AUGGACAUGCCGGAGGAUGACUCGCUGUUGAAGAACCGGACGGAACACGGGCCGGAGCCGAGCCAGGGGGCAGCGCGUCCUGCAUGGGCAGUCACGGCGCUGGCCAGCGUACUGAUCUUCACUACUGUGGUGGAUGUCCUAGGAAACCUGCUGGUCAUCGUGUCCGUGCUCAGGAAUCGUAAACUACGAAAUGCGGGAAAUGUUUUUGUGGUGAGCCUGGCCUUUGCUGACUUGGUGGUUGCAUUCUACCCAUACCCUCUGGUGUUGUAUGCCAUCUUCCAUGAUGGUUGGUCACUAGGUGAGACACAGUGCAAGGUGAGUGGCUUCUUGAUGGGCUUGAGUGUCAUUGGCUCCAUCUUCAACAUAACAGGCAUUGCCAUCAACCGUUACUGUUAUAUCUGCCACAGCUUCAGCUAUGACAAGCUGUACAGCUAUCGCAACACUCUGCUGCUGGUGGCACUUAUCUGGCUGCUCACCGUAGUAGCCAUCGUACCCAACCUCUUUGUUGGCUCACUGCAGUACGACCCACGCAUCUACUCAUGCACAUUUGCACAGACAGUCAGCACGUCCUACACCAUCACAGUGGUGGUCAUCCAUUUUUUCGUGCCCAUUGCUGUGGUCACCUUCUGCUACCUGCGUAUCUGGAUCCUGGUCAUCCAAGUGAGACGGAAGGUGAAGUCAGAGGUCCGCCCUCGCAUUAAGCCCAGUGACCUGAGAAACUUUAUCACCAUGUUUGUGGUGUUCGUUCUAUUUGCAAUUUGUUGGGCACCUCUUAACUUCAUUGGGCUCGCUGUUGCUGUCAACCCUGAAGCAGUGGUGCCUCGCAUCCCAGAGUGGCUCUUUGUGGUCAGCUACUUCAUGGCUUACUUCAACAGUUGCCUUAAUGCCAUCAUCUAUGGCCUGCUGAACCAGAACUUCCGCAGGGAGUAUAAGCGGAUCAUCAUGUCAGUGUGGAUGCCACACCUGUUCUUCCAAGAGACGUCGAGGGGGGGAACAGAGGGCAUGAAGAGUAAACCCUCACCAGGACUCAAUAACAACGAGCAAGUGAAAGGAGAAACUCUGUGA